AUGAAUUUAUUUUUCCUUUUACUCGAUGUUAUCCUUCCUAAUACUGUCAUAUUGUUCGCAAUUUGGAAAGUUGAAAACGUCGCUGUGAAAUGGUACGGUAUCAAUUUAUUGGCCGCAUACAGCCUUGCCAGCGUUGGUUAUUAUAUGAGCGUCGAACUUGAAGUAAAGCUGAAAUCAUCUAAUGAAGUUUCAUUUUCGAUGUAA
Messenger RNA from Cercopithifilaria johnstoni, 204 nucleotides. Lineage: Eukaryota; Metazoa; Nematoda; Chromadorea; Rhabditida; Onchocercidae. The record is from the annotation of a GenBank genome assembly.